AUGGACUUAAAACUUAAGAAAUUUCUUAUCUUCAUGAGUUUAGAAAAAGGAGGUUCAAUUAUUGGAUGGUUCACCAUGAUGUUUGGUGUACUUUUAGGAAUGUAUUCAAUAAGACUCAUUAUAUUAUCCACAAUAUACUAUAUUGACACUUAUGACACAAGAGUGACAGAUCCCGAAGUGAUUUCUACUGAAAGAAUGAUAGCAUUAACUACUAUUGUAUUAGCCUCCAUUUACUUUGUUUACUCAAUUGCAUCUAUAGCUGCUGGUUCUCUUUUAAUGGAUUCUGUCAAGAAAAGCACAAACAAGCAUAUGAAGUUAGUCAUGGUUAUACUUGCUAUUGGAAUAUUCUUUUCUGCAAUUCAAAUAAUAAUUUCCUUUGUUGGAAUUGUUGGCAUUGGUGUUUUUGCGAUUGGCGGGAUUAUUGUUGGAAUAAUCAUUUUAUGCUUACACACUUAUGCCAUUAUUUGCGUACAUUCCCUUAAUGAUCUUUUCAAAAAUGAAGAAUUGGGUCGAAUGCAAAUCAACCAUGUUCAAUUUCAGCAACCUAAUACUUUUCAACAACAUCCAUCGACACCUCAACUCAGCUCAUCACAACAACCAGAGUUUCAAGGAAAAUAA
Messenger RNA from Clunio marinus, 618 nucleotides. The record is from the annotation of a GenBank genome assembly. Lineage: Eukaryota; Metazoa; Arthropoda; Insecta; Diptera; Chironomidae.